GUUCCGGUUAUUAGUGUGCAACCCUUGAGUUUGAGUACCCAGGCUCCUGGUACGAGUGUCUCCUUCACUGUGGUUGCUAUGGGCUUCGGCCUCACAUACCAAUGGCUAUUAGAUGGAAUGGCAAUAACCUAUACCGAUGGAGGUGGUUUGAAAUACGAAGGAACCACUUCAGCCACUCUGACAGUGAACGACCUGGUACAUCCUGAUGACGAGGGAUCUUAUAUUGUGAUAGUGGAAAGUGCAGCUGGCUCUGUGAUUUCAGACCCUGCCACACUAGAUAUUGUGAACUGUGGUAAUGGUACUGUAUGUGUCGAUCGUAUCCAAGCCUCCGUUAGUUGUAUCGUUGUAAUGAAAGUGUGCGAUGGAUUCGCAGACUGUGUGGAUAAUUCUGACGAGACCAACUGCCCAGGUAACUGCACGGCUAACACUGGAUUGGGUAGUCGUUUGUGUGCCAACACUGAGGACUGCAUCCCUCCGGCUCAAGUAUGUGACUUCAUCACUGCUGACUGUCCCGAUGUGUCCGAUGAACUCAACUGUCCAUCUCCACUUGAGAAAGUUGUCCUCGAAAUAAUAUCAGAGGAGACUUACACCAACGUCAGUGAGGUCGUUUCGUCCUUUACUACCCUCUCCGAGAACAGGACGUUCCUUCAGACCAUGCAGUUUCUCAGUGAUGUGUCCACUGUGUUCAACAGCAUCGCUAACUUCACCAACACCAUCAUUGUACCCAUCAAUGAAACGGUGGUAGAAAAUUUGGGUCAGACUUUGAACUCCCUCGUACAAUGGCAGCCCUCCAGUCUUGAGGUCAACACUACCUCCAGAAUUGUUGAAUCAUUUGAGGAGGUGGCAAUACAAUUUGCACAACAGUCCAACUUAACUGUGGAAUUCGACGAUGCCACAUUCGUCUUUGAACAGGGCACCACUGAAUCAUAUUUGAGAGAAGGAAGAACGGAAGACUUCACUGUUAGAGCUGGAGUCCCUGCCUCCAUCGCACUCCCACCUGAGCUCUUCAACCAGGUACCAGCUGACAGACCCGUCAUCGGUGUGUACUUUGCCCUCUAUGAAAACGCGGCUCUUUUUCCGACAAACUUGUUAGCCGUAGUGAGGGACAACGUGACCGUGCGAGAGACAGCCGUGGGUACUCCUAUUGUGGCUGCUACCGUGGGACCUGGUAUUGACUUUGGUGGCGUUGUUCCCCUCGAUCCCCCUGUGGUUAUCACACUAGGCCUGCUACCUCUACCGGAGAACUCAAGUACUAACCCCAGCACUGCUCGUUGUGUGUCAUGGGACUUUGUCAGUGACAGUUGGAUCACCGACGGCUGUACCACUGAAGUGAUGAAUGAGACCACUUUCCGUUGCAGCUGUACCCAUCUCACCAACUUUGUUGUGCUCGUUGACAUUUGCCAAAGAGCUCAGGACUGUAUGAAUGAUCUGACGGUGGAUCAGGUGCUCUCCUUCAUAAGCUACAUUGGCAUAGCGCUGUCUUGUGUAGGACUGGUGGUCACAAUCAUCACUAUGAUAAUGUUCAAAAAACUGAGAGAGAGAGACAACUCCAAAUACCACAUCCAGCUGUCCAUAGCCAUGCUGUGCAUGCUCGUUGUGUUUGCUGUGGGUAUUGAACGUAUCGAGGUGUACGGAGGCUGUGUGUUUGUGUCCAUCCUCAUCCACUACUUCACUCUGGUGUCCGUCAUGUGGAUGGGGGCAGAGGCCUUGCUCAUGUUCCAGAAACUAGUUAUGGUCUUCAUGACAAUCACGACCAAUUUUAUCAUCAUUUUAUCUCUAGCUUGUUGGCUGUUCCCCCUGAUUCCUGUCCUUAUCCCAAUGAUUAUUGAUCUGGCUGACGGGACAACUCCCGAGACAGACCUCAUCAUCACUCGGAAUGUUGACCCCAUCACCGGAGAUGUCACUGGAGGAAUCUGUUUCCUCAAGCAUCCUGGAGUGUUCUUUGGUGCUUUCCUGGCUCCUAUAUUUGCUGUUCUCCUCUUCAACAUGAUCAUCUUCAUCUGGGUCAUUGUCAUCCUCCUGAAACACACUCGCGGAAACAUGAAGAGAUCAAAUCAAAAAAUGAGUUUCAAAACUGCCCUCCGACUACUAGUGAGCAUCUCUGGUGUCAUGUUCCUGUUUGGCCUCACCUGGCUCUUUGCUGCACUCACAAUCAAUAUCAAUGGUAGCAACGCUGUUCGAACUAUCUUCCAAGUUUUGUUCACUGUCUUUGCAUCGUUUCAAGGAUUCUUUAUAUUUCUGUUCUUUGUUAUCUUCAGUGGAGAAGCUCGGGAAUUAUGGAGAGAUCUGUGUUGUGGCCGCUACAAGUCCUCACUCCUCCACCCCUCACAGUAUAAGAACACGAACUCCACAGGAACAGGCACUCGUACACCCAAAGCAAACAUGGGCACUACCGGUGCGGCGUUCUCCUCCACAGGCAACACACCCUCACAUACAAACUCCACAGAAACAAGCACUCGUACAUCCGAGGCAAACACGGGCACUACCGCUACAUCCUCCUCUGUAGGCAACACAUAUAUAUACAGUAAUUAUAACACGGUAAAUCUCGAUUCUGAAGCUAGCCCACUCCCGGAGAAAAGGAGCAAAAGUGGUGAUAACCAAACAGAUAUUCUACUAGCGUCUACGAGUCAAGUAAAACUAGCCAAAGAAGGUGUGUCUACUUUCAGUCACCCCGAUAUCGUUGUCGAGAGUCAAGUGGACGGAGAUGAGGAUAAAGAUAUGACACCUCCAAAUUGGUCAGACGCUAAGCUUAUUUCCAAGGCCAGGGUCAAGCGCUACUCUACAAAGAGGGUCUCCAACCAUCAUAUCGAAGAGAUAGACUCUGAAAAUGAGAACAGUGAUGACCAAGAAGUGCCUGAAACUUAGCGAACUUAAUCACUAGUGUUAAUCAUAGUGUAGCUGGACAUACAAUUGCAUGGUAACCAUGCAUGCAGAAUUGAGAUGAUGGUGUGUUUGUGUGUGUGCAAAUUAUAUUUUU
Molecule: messenger RNA, 2977 nt
Organism: Halichondria panicea
Lineage: Eukaryota; Metazoa; Porifera; Demospongiae; Suberitida; Halichondriidae
Product: adhesion G-protein coupled receptor G2-like
Exons: 14
Coding region: 79-2865 (928 amino acids)
Biological process (GO): adenylate cyclase-activating G protein-coupled receptor signaling pathway; cell surface receptor signaling pathway
Cellular component (GO): plasma membrane
Molecular function (GO): protein binding; G protein-coupled receptor activity
Source: RefSeq, a predicted model, not a curated record